CUUCACUCCCCCUUCUUCCCUCCCAUUGUCCCGUCAUUCUGUUGAUCCCCCUUAUGCCUCCUUUGGUACCAUGAUCCUAUUGUCCCCCGUGGAUCUCGUCCACAUCUCUCAGUGAUCCCUCCACUCUUGUCCUCUCCUCCCCCCCUCCCUCCCUCCCCCCGCAACAAAUAAACACCCCCCCCGCUUAUAGCUUGAUGCUGGCGUAGCGGAUCUCCUCUUCCCUCUCGCCUCCUACUCCAUUCUCACCGCUUCUACGGUCCAAUCCACCAUGAUGCAGUGGACCUCCAUCGUGCAGAAAGCCCAGUCUUUCAUCGAUCCUGCCAACUUCACCCUUCCGUCCCUCUCCACCUCCGAUCGCAAUCCGUCCAAGGCGUCCCUCUUCCGUCAGCAAUUUCGCCUGCCGGACUCCCAGAACCCCCUGCAGGAGAUCACCGCCGAUUUGAUCCUGCCGGUCCCGCAUACCGCAGAACAGUCGCGUCCCCGCCCAGGCAACCGAUACACCGGUCGCCUGCACCUCUCCGAGCGCUUCAUUUGUUUCUCCACCCAACCGACGAGCUUCCUGCCCGGUGCCACGCACGCACAUUCGACCCACUGGGCGGGCCCCACCAAUGGCGCAGGUCCGGCGGGCAAUGGCUUCACCAUCCCGUUGUCCGCCAUCCGCCGUGUGGAGCGCCUCAACAGCGUGAGCCAUGUCUUCUCCCUCGCCCUGACCACCUGGAACGGCGCCCUGGGCAAGCAGCCCGCCGGCGUCUUCGUGCCCCAGCGCUUCACCUUGCAGCUGGAUGGAAGCAGGCAGGCCUGCGAACGCUUCUGUGACGGGUUGAAGAAGGGUCUGCGCGAGGGCAUGAAGGAGAUUGAGAAUCUGCGCGUGGUGGUGAACGACUGCUAUUCCGAAUUUCUCGUGACGGCCGUGAAAUCCAAGGAUCCGUCGGGGGAAAACGCCGAGAGCCGCCCGCCCCCGGAUGCGGGGCUGGGUAUGUUGUUUCGCUAUCCCGGGGAUGCGCGUAAACUUCGCGAUCGGAGCAAGAUGCGUCUCUGGGGGGAAUAUUUCCGAGAGAACGGCCGCAAUGCGACGCUCAUUCGGCAACCCACCUUUCACAAGCUGAUCCGAGUCGGCCUGCCGAAUCGCCUCCGCGGCGAGGUCUGGGAGAUCAGCUCGGGAUCCCUUUACUUGCGCCUGCGGUCCCCCCGGCUCUACACCGACACCCUGUCCAAGUUUUCCGGACAGGAAUCCCUGGCCAUCGACGAGAUUGAGAAGGACCUGAACCGCAGUCUGCCCGAGUAUGCUGGCUUCCAGAGCGAGGAGGGCAUCGGCCGCCUGCGCCGCGUCCUCACGGCCUACAGCUGGAUCAACGCCGAGAUCGGCUACUGUCAGGCCAUGAACAUCGUCGUGGCCGCCCUGCUGAUCUACAUGUCCGAGGCCCAGGCCUUCUUCCUCCUCUCCGUCCUGUGCGACCGGCUGCUGCCGGGCUACUACUCCACCACGAUGUACGGCACCCUCCUCGACCAGAAGGUGUUCGAGUCGCUCGUCGAGCGCACCAUGCCAGUCCUGUGGGACCACCUCAACAAGACCGACGUCCAGCUGUCCGUCGUCUCACUGCCCUGGUUCCUCUCCCUCUAUAUCAACUCCAUGCCCCUCGUCUUCGCCUUCCGCGUGCUCGACGUCUUCUUCCUCGAGGGGCCCAAGGUGCUCUUCCAAGUCGGCCUGGCCAUCCUGCGCGUCAACGGCGAGGAGCUGCUGGAGGUCCAGGACGACGGCUCCUUCAUCUCCGUCCUCAAGUCGUACUUCUCGCGCCUUGACGAGUCCGCCCACCCACGGUCCGAGAACCCCAAGCUACGCGCGAUCACCCGCUUCCAGGAGCUCAUGGUCGUCGCCUUCAAGGAGUUCGCCGGCAUCACCCACGCCACCGUCACCGAGGAGCGCGACAAGCACAAGGACGCCGUGCUCGACAACAUCGAGAGUUUCGCCAAGCGCACCUCCAUCCGGAACCUGGGCCCCGACAGCAAGAAGCUGAGCAUGGACGACCUCGGCGUCAUCUAUGACCGCUUCUACGAGAUCCUCUACGACCGCCAGCAGCGUGAGCGCGUCCGGGAAGAGGAGCUGCGCCGCCUAGAGAAGCGCCGCGCCGAGCGCACCUCCACUCUGGGCCCGCCCGCCGACCACGAGGUCGGCCGCGUCGGUCUGGGUCCCAGCCCCUCGCACAUGGACUACGAGGGCUUCCGCGAGUUCCUUGCCGCCACGGCCAAGUGGGCCUUAGGGGACUCUCCCGGGCCCUCGCGCUCCCCCUCGGGCGCAAGCUCGGGUGCCGCCGGCUGGCGGGGCUUCGGCCGCUCGCCGUCCCCCGGCCGGCCCGCGCCCGCCGACCACGAGUUCAUGCGGCGGCUGUAUCGCAAGUGGGCGACGGACCCGGACGAGGGUCUCAGCCUCCAGAACGUGGUCCAUGGCCUGGCGCGCCUCAAGGGCCCGCGCGACAUCAUGAACAACAUCCAGUACUUCUUCACCCUGUACGACGACCGUGGCAACGGCACCGUCGACCGUGAGGGCAUCUUGCGCAUGUCCGAGGCCCUGCUGUUCCUGUCCCGCCGUGGCUUCGACGGGACCAUCACACCGACGCAGACGCUGGACGAGUUCGGCCACCCCGACCGUGACGCCCAGCCAUCCGAGCCUCUGAGCACGGACGAGCGUUUCCUGGGGAGCGUCAGCGCCUUCAUCCGCCGGUGCUUCGAGUACGCCGACCCCAGCACCCCGGGGGGCUCCCCCGGGGCCACCCCCAGCAUCCCCGCCGACGAGACAGCUGACAAGCUGGCGUCCGUCCGCAUUGGCGACGACGACGACGGCUCGGGAGACCUGUUGGACGUCGGGGACGAGGCCACGCCGGCCCACCACCGCAAGGCGUCAGAAUCCGCCAACCCGGCGCUCGACCCCAACAACCCCCUGCACAUCACGCUCCCGACCUUCCGCAUGGUCAUCCUGGCCGACGAGCUGCUGGAGCAGUUCUUCGACGCGUUCUUUCCGCGGUCGUUCCGCCUGUCGGUCGACUCGCACCCGGCCGUCACCGCCGCCUCGACGCUGUCGUCCAAUCUUACCACGUUCUCCAACAUCAACGUGCCGCGCCCCGGUCUCGGUGCAGGCGCGGGCGCCUCCGUCGGGGGCGCCUCGGGCGGCAUCGUGCCCCCAGGUCGCGGUCUCCGCGGCGUGCUGGACAACAUCGUCACGGACGGCAUCCGCAUGGCCGCGGAAGUUAAGAAGCGCAUGGACGAGGCGCAGCGCGACAUGGAGCGCAACGCAGUCGCGCGGGGCGACGACGACGAAGACGAAGACGAUGAAGACGAGUCGGCGCCCCUCACGACACCAUCGGCCUCCACCCCCACCACCGUUGGCGGCAUGUCCAACUGGGGUGCCGGCGCCUACGAAGCCGACCGCGACCUCCUCGAGGGCGCCGAGGUCCUCAGCGUGCGCGAGAAAGAUGCCGCUUCCCUGCUGGAUGAAACCCCGGAGGGCGGAUUGGGGAACGGGCCCAGCGAGGCGAAACAAUCUCCGUCGAGUGACGAGAAUCGUCGUCCGGCCUCGUCUUCACCACAUGAUUCCCACGCGACCGAUAAGGACGAACAUGUCGUCAGUAAGGUGGAGUUCGACUCGUAGUUCUAGGAACCUUUGACCGAUCAUCCACCUGUCCAUCAUCAACCUAAACUCUUUCACCCGCGGACAGCACGGUGUGGUGUCCCACCCAUUUUUUUCUCUUCUCUCUCACAGUCUACAUCUAUCUAUCCCAGGGAUUUAGACCGAUUUCCUGUAAACUAUACAUACAUCCAUAUAUUUCCUUAUACAGAUCGACCCUCCGACACUCACUCAUCCACAUCCACCAACCCAUCAAUCGGUCAAUCCCAUGCGGCGGAUUGUUUAUUCUUGGCUCGGCGUUAUAGAUCUUUUUCCUUGAAUGUGUUUACUACUGUGCGG
Molecule: messenger RNA, 3958 nt
Organism: Aspergillus candidus
Lineage: Eukaryota; Fungi; Ascomycota; Eurotiomycetes; Eurotiales; Aspergillaceae
Product: GTPase-activating protein
Exons: 2
Coding region: 269-3643 (1124 amino acids)
Source: RefSeq, a predicted model, not a curated record